Molecule: messenger RNA, 1035 nt
Organism: Colletotrichum tamarilloi
Lineage: Eukaryota; Fungi; Ascomycota; Sordariomycetes; Glomerellales; Glomerellaceae
Exons: 2
Coding region: 1-1035 (344 amino acids)
Molecular function (GO): oxidoreductase activity, acting on the CH-OH group of donors, NAD or NADP as acceptor
Source: RefSeq, a predicted model, not a curated record
AUGCAUCAAUCGACCAAGGACAUAACCAUCCCCGCCGGCUCCUGGGUGCUCAUUACCGGCGCUACAGGCUUUAUCGCCUGCCAUGUAGCCCGUCAACUCUUGAAGCGCAAUUACAAAGUCCGCGGUUCGGUUCGGAACCUAGUCCAGGCAUCGUGGCUUAUUGAUCAGCUCUUCAAGUCACAUGUUGAUCGAGGCGAAUUUGAACUCGUUGAAGUCCCUGACUUAGGCGCGGAAGGUGCUUUCGACGAAGCUGUGAAAGGAGUUUCUGGAAUCAUUCACCUGGCAACUAUUACCAGUCUCGACCCCGACCCGAGGAAGGUCAUUCCUGGAACUGUUGAUGGAGCAUUAUCGGUGCUGAAGGCAGCCGCCGAAGAGCCAUCCGUCAAGGAGGUUGUGUAUACCAGCUCUUUUGUGGCCCUCAUUUUGCCGCGGGCUGGGGAUACGACGCAUGUUACACAACAUACCUGGAACGAAGCCGCCGUCGAAGCUGCGUGGGCGCCACCUCCCUACGAGGCUUCUCGCAGCAUGACCACAUACGCGGCAAGCAAGGUCACUGCUGAGAAAGCUGUCUGGAAUUUUGUCAGCGAAAAACAGCCUCAUUACAACGUCAACUCGAUCAAUCCGUCUGGUGUGUUAGGGGAGCCUUUGCACAGAAAGCAUGCUGAGGCAAAGUCCAACUGGCUCAACCACAUUUGGAACAAUAAAAGGAGCCUCCUGGAUCCCUACCCCGCCGCCUAUUAUGUAGAUGUCAAGGACGUUGCAUUGCUCCACGUGGCAGCCAUGCUUGACCCGGCUGUUCAGAAAGCCCGUGUGCAGGCUUGGGGCAACAGCGCUCAUUGGAACGAGUUUUUGGCUAUUUUAAGAGAGACGCGGCCAGACCACGCCUUCAUAGAAGACUAUCCAGAGACUUUCCAUCUUGCUGUGUCGAUUGACCAGAGUGAAGGCCUUAGCUUGUUAAAGAAAUGGGCAGGUCAGGAGGGAUGGAGGACUCUGCGGGAUGGAAUCGUUGAUAGUGUAAGCAAUGUCUACUUCUAA